This is a messenger RNA of Punctularia strigosozonata HHB-11173 SS5, 555 nucleotides long. RefSeq names its product coatomer protein. The transcript has 3 exons. Gene Ontology annotation, biological process: retrograde vesicle-mediated transport, Golgi to endoplasmic reticulum; intra-Golgi vesicle-mediated transport; intracellular protein transport. The record is from RefSeq and is a predicted model, not a curated record. Lineage: Eukaryota; Fungi; Basidiomycota; Agaricomycetes; Corticiales; Punctulariaceae. Bases 1 to 555 code for a protein of 184 amino acids. Gene Ontology annotation, cellular component: COPI vesicle coat.
AUGAACUACUCGCUGUACACCAUAGACGCGUUCCUGAUCAUGGACACCGACGGGCAUCGGGUACUGGCCAAGUACUACCACCCGCCGGGACACCCUGACGGCGGCAAGGGACUGCAGACGCUGAAGGAGCAGCGCGCGUUCGAGAAGGGCCUGUUUGCGAAGACGCGGAAACCGGGAGGUGACAUUAUCCUGUUCGACGGGCACCUGGCGGUGUACAAGCACUCGCUGGACCUGAUAUUCUACGUGAUCGGGGGCGCGUCGGAGAACGAGCUGAUGCUGCAGUCGGCGCUGAUCGCGUAUUCGGACGCGCUGUCGAUGCUGCUCCGGAACCAGGUGGAGAAGCGGGGCGUGCUGGAGAAUCUGGACCUGGUACUGCUGUGCUUGGACGAGACGAUCGACGACGGGAUCAUCGUCGAAACGGACUCUGCUGCCAUUGCCUCUCGCGUGAGCCGGCCUCGGGCGGACACGACGGAGAUCGUGAUCAACGAGCAGACGCUGCUGAGCGCGUACCAGACGGUGAAGGAGCGGGUGGCGCAGCAGAUUGGAAAACUAUGA